CACACCGAGCAAGAAAGAGCAGGAGAGGUAGGGAGGGAAGACAUCACCAGGUUAGCUGCUAAGCUAAUGCUAACGCUAAUAGAAGUAACGUUGACGCUAAACAACGUCUUAGCAACUAUUCGAUGGAGAGAAAAUUUGCUAGACGGUGAGGUGUUUAACAGCGCCUCACAUAGAUAAAAAUUCACUGUUUGUGAUGAAAAAAAUCACGCUACAGUCAACUCAGUAUAGCUAGAGCUGUGAAAAGUUCGAUGACAUCAAACACGCUGGCAACAGGAUGUGACGCAACACGCUUGCCGUCAGCCUUGAGACAUGAGAUCCUCUGCAGUGUAGAGAGAGACCCUUCUGCUGUUUACCGCGAGGGACCGCAGUACAGACUUCCCAAAUGGCCGAGGAGGUUUUAAUUCCAUCGUCUGGGAAAAUCACAUCGCAACUGACCGGCUCCUUGUUGGCGGUGGCGUUCCUCACCUCCCUCGGGAGCUCCAUGCUUUAUGGCUACAACCUGGCUGUGGUCAACUCGCCUGCUGUGUACAUAAAGGACUUUUACAACCAGUCUGUGGUUAAUCGUAAUGGAACCGGACUCAGCGAGGAGACCCUGACCCUCAUGUACUCUCUCACCGUGUCUGUCUUCGCUAUUGGAGGUCUGCUCGGUUCAGUCAUCGUGGGCAUCCUGGUCACUCGCUUCGGCAGGAAAGGCACGGUGGUAAACACAACAGUGCUGGUGUUUAUUGCCAGCUUACUCAUGGGCUUCAGCAGGAUUUGUGGGUCACCUGAAAUGAUCAUCGUCGGCCGCUUCAUCACAGGGAUUCACUCAGGCAUCUCUUUAAGUGUUGUACCGAUGUACCUGGGUGAGAUAGCGCCAAAGAACCUGCGAGGCUUCCUCGGUCUUGUGCCGAGUAUCUUUAUUGGAACCGGAGUCUUCACUGCCCAAAUCCUGGGACUACAUGAGCUUCUGGGAAAGGAGGAACACUGGCCCCUCUUUCUUUCAGUGGUGGCGGUGCCCACCUUCAUCCAGUUGAUGUUGUUGCCAUGGUUCCCAGAAAGUCCAAGGUACCUGCUGAUUGAGAAGCACAACGUCCAUGCCACCAUCACAGCCCUGAAGUGGUACAGAGCCAAGUGUGACAUCCAGGCUGAGAUUGAGGAGAUGCAGGAGGAGCAGCGCUCCCUGUCGUCAGUGGAGACGCUGUCGGUGUGGAAGCUGUUCCAGGAUGACACAGUCCGGUGGCAGGUGCUCAGUGUGAUGGUCAUCAACAUUGGCAUGCAGUUGUCCGGCAUCGAUGCUAUCUGGUUCUAUACCAACGACAUCUUUGAGGAUGCGGGUAUCCCAGCACCAGAGAUCCCGUACACCACAGCAGGAACAGGAAUUAUAGAGAUCAUUGCUGGACUCGUUGGGUGUUUCUCGAUAGAGAAACUGGGCAGGAGGCCUCUGAUGAUCGGGGGUUUUACCAUGAUGGGAAUUUGCUGUGGUGGAAUCACAGUGUCCCUCAUUUUACAGGCUCACAUACCGUUCAUGCGCUACGUUGGUGUCACCUGCGUCGUUGGCAUCAUCGCCGGCUUCUGUAUCGGCCCAGCCGGUGUUCCCUUUCUGAUCACAGCAGAGCUGUUUAAACAAUCCCACCGGCCGGCUGCUUACAUUGUCGGAGGAUCUCUAAACUGGCUGUCUAACUUCACCGUGGGCUUCGUCUUUCCCUUUUUACAGAUGUCUGCGGGGUCUUACAGCUACUUGGUAUUCGGCACCAUAUGUCUGUCUGUGGCCGCCUACGUUUACGUGGUGAUACCAGAGACCAAGAACAAGACCUUCAUGGAGAUAAGCCAAAUGUUCACCAAGAAAGAGGCAGUUCCAUUGACGCAGGGUCUGAUCCACGUGGACCAGCUAAAACUAAAGAAGAUGAACGGCUACGGUGGGAUGGAGCAUGCUUCACUGGAGUUUGACAGCUCUUCGUCUGUACCUUAACCAAGCUUGAGGUUCUUAAUGUUACAACAAAACCAUUGCAGCUUGUUUUGCCCAUUGUACCAUCUUUACAUGUGGACAUAAACAAAACCCCACCCUCACAACGACUCAGUGGGGUCUGGUUUGGUGUGCAUUAUAGACAACAGUUAAUUGUAUACAGUUGUGUUAUUUUAAACUUCUUAAAUCAAUAUGAUAAUUCAAUCUGUUAGAGCCAUUGAGUCUUAUUUUCAUGGCCGUCCAUUGUUAGCUAAUCAGAGAUUUAAAAAGAAACUUUGAUUAAAAAAAUUUAAGUAGUUUUAGUUUAUGAUAAAAUGUGCAUUGCUGUACAAUGGUGCCUUUGUCCAUUGUUUGAACCUUCGCAGUGCUUAAGUCUCACAUCAGUGUCCCAUAAAAUAAAUGUUACCGGAGCUUGUGUGAACCUUUUGAAAUAAUGUUUAUCUUUUGUAUAUUGCAGUAAAAGAAAUAUCUUUCAUGUGGAACCUCAAUAUGUUUGCAUGUUUUGACUGUCCAUUCAUAGGGCCAUAUCACUUAACACAAGUAUCAGAGUACUGUCUGAGCUGUACAUUAAAAUGUGCUGAAAUGAUUAUUGUACAAACAGAAAAUGUUUUUGUUUGAAUAAUUGGAACUAUAUUUAAGAUAUUUUGAAUUAUUUAAAGACGAAAACACAAAUGAAAUAUAGUAAUACUGUGUCCUUGUCUGUUUUAACAACUACCGCCUUAGCGUCCCUCCAGUGGCAAUAUGAUGGGAGUCAUAUCCAGCUCUGGGUAUUCUGUACAGUUACAAUGAUAGACAUUAUCAUUAAUUAUAUUGUUAACAUUAUUUCCCUUGCCCUGGUCAGCUUCACCUGUUCCCAAUCACCCCCCUCCUCCCUUGACCUGUUUUCUCCCCUUCGUUUGUGUCCUCGUCUUAGCACCUCUGUGUUUAACGCUACAGUCUUUUCUCCCUGUUACAUUGUUUUAUGACUCUCUUUUCCCGGACUUUUAUUUGUACCCACCUCUGUUUGAUGUAAAAAAAAGGUGUCCUGCAUAUUUUGUAGUACCUGCUUUUCUUCUCUUCAUUGUCUGUUAUAAAGUCGGAUAUGAAUAAUAUGUUUGGUACGGUUGA
Gasterosteus aculeatus aculeatus (three-spined stickleback) is the source of this 3052-nucleotide messenger RNA. It is a transcript of the gene slc2a15a, whose product is annotated as solute carrier family 2 member 15a. Gene Ontology annotation, biological process: dehydroascorbic acid transport. Gene Ontology annotation, cellular component: plasma membrane. The record is from RefSeq and is a predicted model, not a curated record. Gene Ontology annotation, molecular function: D-glucose transmembrane transporter activity. Lineage: Eukaryota; Metazoa; Chordata; Actinopteri; Perciformes; Gasterosteidae.